Molecule: messenger RNA, 1734 nt
Organism: Vitis vinifera (wine grape)
Lineage: Eukaryota; Viridiplantae; Streptophyta; Magnoliopsida; Vitales; Vitaceae
Product: cysteine-rich receptor-like protein kinase 8
Exons: 5
Coding region: 451-1620 (389 amino acids)
Biological process (GO): protein phosphorylation
Molecular function (GO): ATP binding; protein kinase activity
Source: RefSeq, a predicted model, not a curated record
GCCUACCAACCCAUUGGAAAAACGGCAAUAAUGCCAGUGCCCUAAGGAGAAGGAAAAGGUCUUCGAUGUAUUACAAUACAACAAGUAUUAUUGGAAGAAGUAAUUGAAAAAAAAAAAUGAAAAGGACAGAGUUGGUUGAUGGAUGAGGAAGAAGAGGGCUACCAAAAAUGAAAGAAAAUAUUAAAUUAAAAUGUAGUGAAAGCGGUAGGAAGUGCAGAAAAGCUGAGUUGACCCGAAACAGCCAUGGAGAGUUGAAACCAAGUCAAGGAUGUGCAGUACUACUAGAAAUCAGAGGAAAGGGCAACCACACAGCAUUUCAUUUGAAGCUCUCGUUCCACACAGUCGUCUCUGAUACGAAGCCUUACAGUUCGAAGAAGGUGUGUAUCGGGAUUACGAUAUUCUCGAAGGUUCCACCAAUUUAUUGGCCUCAAUCCUCCGAUUGAUGCCUCCAUGGGUUUCCUUUCUCUUCUCUGCUCUUGCCUGGAGAGGAGGCUGAAGGGCCGCGGCGGCGCCGGGGAUGAUGAAGCAGAUGCUGCCAGCGACGGCGACAGUUUCGACCUGUUCUUCGACCUCCGCGCUCUCCAGGUCGCCACUAAUUUCUUCUCCGAGUUCAAUGAGCUCGGGCAUGGUGGGUUUGGUCCUGUCUACAAGGGAUUGAUGCCAAAUGGUACACAAAUAGCUGUGAAGAAGCUCUCACUGGAUUCAAGACAGGGAGUAAGAGAAUUCACUAAUGAGGUAAAAUUGUUAUUGAAAAUUCAGCACAAGAACUUGGUCACAUUGUUGGGCUGUUGUGUAGAAGGACCUGAGAAGAUGCUGGUCUAUGAGUAUCUUCCAAACAAGAGUCUUGACUGCUUCCUUUUUGAUAAAACAAAGUCUGCAUCCUUGGAUUGGGCAACGAGGUUUCGAAUAGUUAUGGGUGUGGUGAGAGGUCUUCUUUACCUACAUGAAGAGGCCCCUGAAAGGAUUAUUCAUCGAGAUAUUAAAGCUAGUAACAUAUUGUUGGAUGAAAAGUUAAAUCCAAAGAUCUCAGAUUUUGGUUUGGCAAGGCUUUUUCCUGGGGAUGAAACACAUGUAAAUACAUUUAGGAUUUCGGGUACUCAUGGCUAUAUGGCUCCUGAGUACGCACUACAUGGAUACUUGUCUGUUAAAACGGAUGUAUUCAGUUUUGGGGUUUUGGUAUUGGAGAUUGUGAGCGGGAGAAAGAAUCACAAUUCACAUCUGAGUGCAGAAAAGACGGACCUCUUGAGCUAUACAUGGAAGCUCUACCAAGGUGGGAAAGCAUUAGAAUUAGUUGACCCAAGCCUUGCCAAGUGUAAUCCUGAUGAGGCAGCAAUGUGCAUUCAGCUGGGAUUGUUAUGUUGUCAAGCAAGUGUUGCAGAUAGACCCGAUAUGAACUCUGUCCAUCUUAUGCUAUCAAGUGAUUCCUUUAAUUUGCCAAGACCAGGAAAACCUGGAAUUCAAGGCCGAACUGGACGAUGGACGACUACCACUUCAGCUUUCACAAAUACUAAUGCCACUAGUACCAGCACUGGUAUUACCAAGGCUUCUGCUGGUAGUAGUUUUGUUGAGGAAUACUCCAGAAAUUCCAUCUCCAUUUCUUCUCUAGAUGAAGGAAGAUGACCUCCGUAUACUUUCUGUAAAGAACCAGAGCUCCAUCUAUUUAUGUAAAAAGUUUGUAGUAUCAAUUAUAAUAUUAUUCAUUGUAUUUAUAAUAUAAUCAUUUUGCUGGGAAAA